AUGGAGCCGGCUAUGGUUCCGACAGCCAGGGAGCUUAAAGGCGCGGUGUUAAUAGCACUUGACAGUGAUGACAGUGGUACUGUAAGUGCGGACGAACUGUAUACAAUUUUGUUGCCUCAUAUGGAAUCAUUGCGAAAAGAAGAUUUGCAGACUGAAGUGAAAAACGUGGACAAGAACGGAAGUGGCGACCUUGAUCUAUGUGACCUUGAAGGUGUCCUUGAAAUGCUACGGGUAAAUAUUUACCUGCAAGAACCUGAAAAAAAGGUGAAAACUCUUGAUUGA
Dibothriocephalus latus is the source of this 282-nucleotide messenger RNA. Lineage: Eukaryota; Metazoa; Platyhelminthes; Cestoda; Diphyllobothriidea; Diphyllobothriidae. The record is from the annotation of a GenBank genome assembly.